UUCCUACAGGGAAUAUAUUAAUACAAUCAUCUACAAAUCAAGGUAAAUUUUAAACACAAAAGUAAGUUAUUUAAAUUAAAGCAAAAUAGGUUUAGAGGACAUGGCAACUGCACAGGAAUCCAAAACACGCAGCGAACGCUUGGCUGCAGUGGACGUCAAUGAACUGUUGCCCAAGUGCAUAAAGAAGAAGACGACGACGAAAAAGGACUUUGUGAAUCACAUGUUCGAUGGUCGCAUAUAUAAACCAAAGCGGCUAUUUCGUCAUCAAACUGAUGCGGCAUUGAUCUCUGGCCAUUAUGCGAACAAUCUUAAAGUGAACAAUAUCGAAAUGAAGACACGCACUUGGCCAUAUGCCAUGGAUUGGCGUGAGGAGUAUCGUCAAUUCUUGAUGCGCACAAAGUGGUGUAACGAAGAGAUCUACAAGCUCUUCUUUGAGUGUCCUCCAGUGCGAUACGAUCAAGUUGAAGAAUUCUUAAAGGACUUGCAGAAGACUUGUUAUGGCUCGGAUUAUUCGCCGAAUGAAUACGUAUCGUUGAUAAGCCAGAGAACCAUUAAGGCCGACAUCGGUGAUCCCAAUUGCAAAUCGAAGGAUAUUCAAACGACAUAUGGCAAUUACUAUAAUCGACUUGAUGAACUAAAGAGAUUCGGCGGCAGUUUAUAUAGUAGACCACCGCCUAAGGAUAUGACCAUGGAGAACUUUCUUAAAAAUAUGCGUAAACUAUUUCGUAAAUAUGAUUUGAGCACAUACUACGAAGAAAUAUGCGUGCCAGCUGUGGUUACAGCAAAGGAUGGCAAAAUGCCUUCAGGACCUAUUGAUCGUUAUACGUUACGCAAAUACUAGACAUAAUUUUACAAUCUUUACAACUUACACAUUUUCCCAUUCGUGAAAGAGCGGCAGGAUUUGACUGGAGUGUCGAACGGGCACAAAAAUCAUUGCGUAUUUCAAAUAAACAUUCGUGUCCUGCAAAAAAAAAGGGAAAUGAACAUACAACUGAGCUACUUAAGCUGACAUUAAUUACUCACAUUUGGUUUAAUAAAGCCAAAAUCGCUCAGAAAGUUGAGCACGUUA
Messenger RNA from Drosophila innubila, 1069 nucleotides. RefSeq lists its product as uncharacterized. Lineage: Eukaryota; Metazoa; Arthropoda; Insecta; Diptera; Drosophilidae. Bases 101 to 841 code for a protein of 246 amino acids. The record is from RefSeq and is a predicted model, not a curated record. The transcript has a single exon.